AGCCGUGGCCGCGCGACUUGCGUGCUUUCUUUGUUUGGUUUUCCAGUGAAACGAACAGAAAUGAAAGUGAAAGAGGAAGAGAGCAGGGUAACGCUUCGCCCCACGGCGCCGGCGGGGCAGAGAUGACUCCGCUGUCGGGCCUGCUUCGCCUCGCCACACGCGUCUCCGUCGCGGCGGCCUGGUUCGUCCGCGGCCGGCUCUGUCCGCUGGUCGCGUGGCUGUGGCGCCGCAGCAGGCUCUUCUUGGCGUCGAGAGUGUUCACCCCCGCGGCCACGUACGUGCAUUUGGCGGUGGGCUGGCGAGGGGAGCGCGGGAGCGCGAACGAGCCGGAGGUGACCGACGGAGGAGACGGAGUCGGCGAGACCCGCGUCGAGGAGGGUCGACGCGAGGCCGGCCCGGGGACCGCGGGCCCCGGGGACACCGACGGGGAGGAAGACGCCGCGCUGUACCGAGCCGAUCCCGCGGACGAGUUGUACUGUGGGUACGACUCAACCUGGGAGGCGGAAGUGAGCGACGAGCGCACCCUCGCGGGGAGCUGGCGUCCCGCGGCGCCCAGACCCUACAAGUUUAGCAGAUUUGAAAAUGCUGCGAGAGACAUGUACAACUACAGGCACGACUACCCUUCGCAGAUCAGGGUGCAACCCUGGAGCCAGAACGUGCCCUCUGACGACAAGCCUAAUUUGUGUUUCUACCUCGGCAAGAAGCCCUCUUUACCUGACGGUGUCUACAUACACAAUUUCCACAACGAUUGGUAUGGAAACUACGACAAACUGGAGUAUGUACACACUUAUAUUCAAUGGUUGUUCCCACUGCAAGAACCUGGGAUGAACAAUGAUGCCAGCACACUGACAAAAGGAGAAAUUGAGGACUUUCUUGCAAACGGCACAGCGAGGGAAAACCUGCUGAGGUCGUACGAGCUGAUGUUGGACUUCUAUGGCAUCAUGUUGUGCAAUGAGAAGACGGGAGAAGUCAAGAGAGCCUCACACUGGAGAGACAGAUUCUGCAACCUGAACAAUCACACUCACAACAACCUGCGAAUCACCCGCAUCCUGAAGUGCCUAGGGACCCUGGGGUUUCCCCAUUACCAAGCGCCCCUGGUCCACUUCUUCCUGAUGGAGACUCUGGUCCGAGGGGAGCUGCCAAACAUCAAAGACAGUGUCCUCAACUACUUUGUGUUCGCCGUCCUCGAUAAGAGGGAACGCAGGAAUCUCGUCAAGUUUGCCUACUUGAAUUAUGACCGUAAGGAUGAGUUCGUGUGGUGCCCGCGGAAAAUACAGAUGAUGUGGUCAGGGCUGUCGGCGUCCGAGCCAGGGGAUGGAGAUAAAAAAGACGGUUAUGAAUUAUGAGUCUGAGUCAUGAGUAUCUGAGUCUAGACGACGUAAAUGAAGCCAAAGACAAAGCAAAUGAAACUGUCAAAGCAGAAUCUCUUAACAAUGUUGAAAAACCUGUCACCGGGCCCCGCAAUGCUGAUGAGUGAUGACUGCAGUUACAAUAGAUUUGUCUUGGCGGAGGUGGUCACAAAGCAUGACACGCAAUUCUGCCAAAUUAAAUAUUCAGUCAGAGCAGGAAAAUACAGCUUCAGUUAUGAUGCCUUAUCCAGCGAUGCACAUGCACGUGAUCUUCACAUAUUAAACAUUUUCUCACUAGUUCAUACAAAUGGUUUACACACCAAAUCUGAAAGCCUAAUUAUGUAUGCAAAUGCGUUAACUUUUGUAUUCAGUUUAAUUUCUGGGAUUUUAAUCAUAUUUCACUCAUUUCAUUUCUCCUCUCUCUCUGUUACCAUGUAUUCAUGUUUUACACAGUAAAAGUGCAACAUUUAUAGAAGUGCUUGUUCCUUGUGGAAAGGUGGGACACCACUCAUUUAGGAAGCUUGUCCGUUUCACUGUGAUUAAUAAAGCUAAAACCAUUGUUCCCAGUU
Molecule: messenger RNA, 1918 nt
Organism: Scophthalmus maximus (turbot)
Lineage: Eukaryota; Metazoa; Chordata; Actinopteri; Pleuronectiformes; Scophthalmidae
Product: opioid growth factor receptor-like protein 1
Exons: 8
Coding region: 123-1346 (407 amino acids)
Cellular component (GO): membrane
Molecular function (GO): opioid growth factor receptor activity
Source: RefSeq, a predicted model, not a curated record